AACUUCAGGAAUGUGUUCUCAUUGGCUGAAGAUUGGAAUAAUUCUGCCAACGGUCACGGGUAGCGGAGCAGUAUGGGCAGAAUAAGUUGUGACAACAAUAUUUCGGGUAAACAAACAGUCGACUGCAUUAUUUGACCUGGCUGUGUUUUAAGUAUUUUGACAGCUAGACACAAGUACUAAAGUAAUUAUUUUGUUUUUUUGUAGUAAAUAAGCGCUCAGCAUAAUUUAUCGUGCGUUUGGCAGUACAGCGUGCUGCUCCUUAUGGGACGAAGCUAACGUUACCAUGCUAGCUAGCUAACCUCUUUACUUACAAAGCUAGUGAGCGAACGUUAGCUAAAUUACUUAGCUAGCUUCUUGCUAGCCACGUCAUUUUGGAUUACGAAUUGACUCAAGAUUGUAGCGCCAUGGGCACACAGAUGUCAAGCUACUCGGGAUAAUUUGAAAAACGAUUAACGCCGCUAGCCACUUUUACGUUACAGCCAACGUUACUGCGCCUGGGAAGUGAUGAGUUACAGUUGCCGAAUGUUUGUCAGUACGUCCCCGAAGAUGGGACCUAUUCGACAGAGACUAGACUUCAACCAGAGCGACGGCGAGGACGAUGGCAACAACAGCAUUGGAGUCGAAAUGUACUCUCCAGUGCAAUCGCCGAGACAGAACUUAAACCAAGACGUCUGUAACAGCACCAUGAAGAUACCUACGGCGGAGGAUCGCGUUGAAAUUUGGGAUGAGGAGGGGUUUGGAUGUCUUUCUCCCCUAAAAUCACCAGGGACUUACUUGAUGAAGGGGUCCCCUUCUCCUAGAAAGGGGACCCGGCCCUACAAUAACAACUACAACAGCUCGUCCCCGGAGUUUUCCGACAAUCAGGAGGAUGGGAGCUCUCCCAUUCCUGAUUGUCCGGACACGCCGCCCCAUAAAACCUUCAGAAAACUCCGGCUAUUUGAUGUCCCCCACACACCGAAGAGUCUGUUGUCCAGAGCCAGGGCAGAGGCCACAGGAUCCACAGUCCACCGGGUAGGAGUAGGUGUCUACAUGAAUGGGGACUCAACAGGAAGAACACACACAGACAGCAGGAGUAGACAGACACCCAUGAUCAACAUCAAUCCAUUCACCCCUGACUCAUUACUGAUCCAGACAGCAACGUUACAAAGGAACAACAGAAAGAGAUCACACAGGAAUGACUCAUGUGGAGAGGACAUGGAAGCCAGUGAUGCAGAGUGUGAAGAGGACAUCAUUCCACCUUCAAAGAGAAUGACUCUUCUCGAUAGCAACAUGAUGUCAAGAUAUGCCACAGAGUUUCAUGAGCUGGAGAAGAUAGGGUCUGGGGAGUUUGGCUCUGUCUUCAAAUGUGUGAAAAGACUUGAUGGUUGCAUCUACGCCAUCAAACGCUCAAAGAAGCCCCUCGCUGGAUCUGUAGACGAACAGAAUGCACUCCGGGAGGUGUACGCCCACGCUGUCUUGGGACAGCACCCCCAUGUGGUGAGGUACUACUCUGCCUGGUCAGAGGAUGACCAUAUGCUCAUACAGAAUGAGUACUGUAACGGCGGCACACUGGCAGACGUGGUCACAGAGAACUACAGAACCAUGCGCUUCUUCUCUCAGCUGGACCUCAAGGACCUUCUCCUUCAGGUGGCCCGUGGACUGAAGUACAUUCACUCCACCUCACUGGUUCACAUGGACAUCAAGCCAAGCAACAUCUUCUUAUCCCGGAGGACUGUGGUGUGUGUCGGUGAAUUUGACGAUGAUGAAGGACCAAAUACAAAUGUUGUUUACAAAAUAGGUGAUCUUGGCCAUGUGACCAGGAUGGACAAUCCUCAAGUUGAAGAAGGGGACAGCAGGUAUCUGGCCAAUGAAGUCUUACAAGAGGACUACAGAAACCUCACCAGGGCAGAUAUUUUUGCCCUAUCACUGACUGUGAUCAGUGCCUCAGGAGCUGAACCACUCCCAACUAAUGGUGACAAGUGGCAUGACAUCAGACAAGGAAAACUACCUGCGAUACCUCAAGUGCUCUCACAGGAAUUCCUAAGUUUACUGAAGUUGAUGAUCCACCCUGACCCUGCCAGGAGGCCGUCUGCAUCUUCCCUCACCAAGCACCCCGUCCUCCUCACUGCCUCCCGCAUGAGCGCUGACCAGCUCCGUGUGGAACUCAACGCAGAGAAGUUCAAAAAUGCGCUUCUGCAGAAGGAGCUGAAGAAGGCCCAGCAGGCCAAAGUAGCCGCGGAGGAGAAGGUUCUGACCUCCGAUAGGGUCCUGACGCGCUCCACCCUCCAGUCCAGCAGGAGCUCCAGGCUCAUCGGCAAGAAGAUGAACCGCUCAGUUAGCCUGACCAUCUACUGAGAGGGCCGACUGCCAACCCAAAUGGGUAUCAGACUGGGUCGUAUUCACUAGGCACGACAUGGAAACAAACAGACCAAAACGGUGAGGGACUACCUGAAAUAGUCCAAAUAGAAAUGCUUGUUUUCUGUUGCAAAACGUUUUGCUACCGUGUGCGCUAAUGAAUACGACCCUGGUUGCACUCGACAGUGAACUGGGAAGGCCUCCCUAUGCAGACAUGGACAGAUGGGCUUCAAAGCGUACAAACCGACUAUGAUAGUUCUUACUGUUUGGUACUUGGAAAGGGUUAGUAAGACAAUGGACCAAAUGUAUUUGACUCUAAAGAGUGAAAGGGUUGUGACCUUCCCAAGCACUUGGCAUGUUCUGGCAAUUGGUAUUAAAGAACAAAGCCGGUUUUGUUUUUAAUGAAAUGUGGGUGCAUGCUAGAACUUUCUGUUGCCAGUGUGAGGGUUUGGGAUGGUGUGAUACAAAUGUGCACCUUACUGUCUGUGUUUUACCUGAUGUCAGGUAGUGGAACUGGACCAUUGACUAAGAAUGAUACAAUGAGCACUUUGAACUUGCCUUAUGCAACUGUUUGCAUCCUGUUUUGCUCAGUUGGUAGAGCAUAUCGCUUGCAACGCCAGGGUUGUGGGUUUGAUUCCUACGGGGGACCAGUACGCAAAGUAUGAAAAUGUAUGCACUCACUACUGCAUCUGCUAAAUGUAAAAAUGCAUACUGCUGCUAUAUAUGUUGGUUUGUCUUGAACUGUAGUAGAGUUCAGUGAAUUUAUAAAUUCCAUUCAAAAGUUUAGAAUAGUUUCAGUAAUCAAUAUCUUCUGUAAAACAUGGAAUUUCAAUGUGUUGCACCUGUAAUACAUUUCCUAUCUGAAGUUCAUUAAGUACUAGGUUUGUACACUGAUUGUUUUAAGAUGUUUUACACAUGUUAGUUUUUCAUGAUGAGUCAUCCAAUCGUGUGUGUGAUGCGGUUGGUCGAAGUGGAUCAUUGUGUCAAGCCCCGGUGUCAUUUUAUUUUAUAUAUAAGAUGCACGGAGCCACUGAACAAUUGUUUUAGUAAAGUCAGUAUUUUAAGCUUGGACUUCUCUCCCUCUGUUCAAAACCUAUAACUGUAGCAUUAUUGACUCAUUUACAUUUUCUCAUGUUUUGCAACUAUGUAUAUUAUGCAUGUAGAUAAUUUUGACAGCUAUUGGUUUCAUGUUACUUGUUCCAAUUUCAAUAAAUUCAUUCCCGACAAUAA
Molecule: messenger RNA, 3564 nt
Organism: Coregonus clupeaformis (lake whitefish)
Lineage: Eukaryota; Metazoa; Chordata; Actinopteri; Salmoniformes; Salmonidae
Product: wee1-like protein kinase 1-A
Exons: 10
Coding region: 505-2334 (609 amino acids)
Biological process (GO): protein phosphorylation; mitotic cell cycle
Cellular component (GO): nucleus
Molecular function (GO): ATP binding; magnesium ion binding; non-membrane spanning protein tyrosine kinase activity
Source: RefSeq, a predicted model, not a curated record